Molecule: messenger RNA, 970 nt
Organism: Populus euphratica (Euphrates poplar)
Lineage: Eukaryota; Viridiplantae; Streptophyta; Magnoliopsida; Malpighiales; Salicaceae
Exons: 3
Coding region: 133-684 (183 amino acids)
Source: RefSeq, a predicted model, not a curated record
UUCCUUCUAUGCUUGCAUAGUGGUCUUUUUGCAUAUUUAGAGAAAGAGGGACUGAGGGGGCAGGGAAGAAGCUAGGGAGAAAUAAAGAGAAAGCAGCAAGAUCUGAGAAGAGUGUAGUAAAUUUGCUUUGCAAUGGCUUCGAAACUACUGUUGAUUACUGUCUUUAUCUUCGAUCUCAUAGCAUUUGGCUUGGCUGUUGCAGCUGAGCAGAGAAGAAGCACUGCCACUGUCCAACCAGAUUCUGAAAAAAAUUACAGUUACUGCAUCUAUGAUUCAGACAUUGCAUCUGGCUUUGGUGUUGGAGCAUUUUUGUUCCUAUUGGCUAGCCAAGUCCUUAUUAUGUUUGCCAGUAAAUGUUUCUGCUGUGGCAAGCCUUUGAGUCCUGGAGGUUCUAGGGCAUGGGCAGUUAUCCUGUUUAUAACCUGCUGGGUGUUUUUCUUCAUUGCUGAGAUAUGCCUUCUUGCGGGUUCAGUAAGGAAUGCCUACCACACCAGGUACAGGAAUUUUUUCGGUGAAAACCUGGAUUGCCCAUCAUUGAGGAAGGGGGUUUUUGCAGCAGGAGCUGCUUUUACUUUGUUCACUGCCAUUGUUUCCGAGUUCUACUAUGUUUGCUAUUCCAAGGCCAGUGACAGCUUCCGUCCAUACAGUGGAGACGUUGGUGUGGGUAUGGGAACCUACAAGUGAUCUGGGUAAAUCUGAUGUAACCAUAGCUCUCUACAUCAAUUUGCCUCCUCCAUGGCCUCUUUUUUAGGUUGCAUUAAGGGUUCAAUUCAGUUUGUGAUAGUUUGUAUCUUAGAUCAUAUUCAAGAUUUUAUUCCUUCUUUAAACAUGAUGUGAAUUUUAUUUUUUUGUCCCAUACCUAUCAAUAAUAGGAGACUCCAGUUUGUGUAUCUACGUAGCGCAUAAGGAAUAGGUGAUGUUUCCCUGUUGAACAUGAAACAAUUUACAUGAUCUUCACUGGUGUUGCCGG